AUGCCUGUACAUACCAUUCGGGAUUUGAAUAACAACAACGACACGAAUAAUCCUAACAGAGGACAAGCACCCGUUCCUCCAGGUUGGGGUAACUCAUCAGGAGGUACUAGUGGAGGAAGGACUCUUGGUGGUAGUGGCGGUAGAACUCUUGGGGAUUCAUCAUCCUCUUCAUCGACCAGACCAUCUACUGGAAGAGUGUUACAAUCGGGAGAAGCUGUUUCCUAUCAACCAUCUUCAGCCAAUUAUGCAGAUGGAGGUAGCGGUGGAGGCUUUUUUGCAGGAUUCAGAAACAUGUUUUCAGGUUUCGGUAGAAGCAGCAAUACAAAUUCAAGUGGAGGAAGUUACACUGCCACAGGCCAACCUGUGGAUGUUGAGACUGGCGGAGGUGCAGCCACCAUUUCCAAUGAUCCUUAUCAAAAUCAAUACAAUAUGAACGAGGACAUGUUUUGGAGUUAUAAUUUGCACAAUAUUCAGCCUCAAUGGUAUCACAUGUGUUUAAUGUGUUGUUGCCCAUGUUUUGUUGGUCCACCAUGCUCACCUGUCAGAAAACAAGAUUACAAAAACAUGUUAAUGACAUUCUGCUUUUGGAUCUCAAUCAUACAAUUAAUUUAUUUUAUUGUCGAGUUAUCGGUUGGUGGCUUUGAUCCACAAAAUCCUUCCAUUGGUCCUUCAAGUGUAACUUUGUUAAAAUUGGGUGCCAAGAGUUCCUACUACAUCAAAGAAAAAUAUGAAUUAUGGCGUUUGGUAGUGCCACUCAUUAUGCAUGCUGGCAUUUUGCAUAUUUUCAUGAACUUAUUUAUUCAAAUCAUGGUUUGUAUGGGCUAUGAAAAGAAUUGGAGAUGGUACAGAGUGAUACCAAUCUAUUUCGUUUCAGGAAUUGCAGGAAACUUAUUGAGUUGUGUUGCCAUGCCAGCCUCAAUUUCUGUGGGAGCCUCUGGGGCUAUCAUGGGCUUAAUUGGAGCCAAAGUUUCAAACAUUAUAGUUCGAUGGACCAGAAUCCCCACUCAACAGAAAGUAAUGCAAUGUAUCAAUGUUGGAAUUAUUAUUUUCAUUACUCUAUUGUGGAGCUUUAGCGAUUACAUUGAUUGGGCCGGCCAUAUUGGUGGAUUAGUGACGGGUUUCAUUUUAGGAUUUGCAUGCUUUGCCGUUACCGAAAUUCAAGACCGCAUUUACAAGUGGACCAUUUUCAGCGUUUCUGUUGGAUUGACUUUGGUUUCUUUGCUUACGUUGUCCCUCGUUUUUGGAUUGGUCACCGAUGUUUCGAAAUAUGCACCAAUGAUUUAA
Molecule: messenger RNA, 1284 nt
Organism: Naegleria lovaniensis
Lineage: Eukaryota; Heterolobosea; Eutetramitea; Acrasida; Naegleriidae
Exons: 3
Coding region: 1-1284 (427 amino acids)
Biological process (GO): proteolysis
Cellular component (GO): membrane
Molecular function (GO): serine-type endopeptidase activity
Source: RefSeq, a predicted model, not a curated record